Molecule: messenger RNA, 1748 nt
Organism: Helicoverpa armigera (cotton bollworm)
Lineage: Eukaryota; Metazoa; Arthropoda; Insecta; Lepidoptera; Noctuidae
Product: alpha-amylase A
Exons: 11
Coding region: 133-1602 (489 amino acids)
Biological process (GO): carbohydrate metabolic process
Molecular function (GO): alpha-amylase activity; cation binding
Source: RefSeq, a predicted model, not a curated record
AACGACGUCAUAAUAGUGUAAUAUUAUUUUUCUAAUAGUUAAGUGGUUUACUGUUUUGUUAAGUGUUUACAUUUGAAAUGCAUUGUUGAGUUCAAGUCUUCCUGUUGAAUAGUCGUGUUUACAUGUUAUACAAUGACUCUUCUAUUAUGGCUUUCUUUCUGCUCUCUAUUCGGAGCUGCGUUGUCUUGCGACGCUUACAUCAAGACCAACCAAUGGCCAGGCCGCUCCGUCAUCGUACAAAUGUUCGAGUGGAAGUGGUUAGACAUAGCUGACGAGUGCGAGAGGUUCCUUGGACCCAAAGGUUACGGAGCCAUACAGACGUCACCAGCAUCAGAAAACAUGGUGAUAAGCCUAAACGGCAUAAGACCCUGGUACGAGCGAUACCAAGUGAUGUCGUAUAAACUGGAGACUCGUUCAGGAAACGAAGCUGACUUCUUGAACAUGACUACUAGAUGCAACAAAGUUGGUGUCAGAGUUUACGUAGACGUGGUAUUCAACCAUAUGACAGGUGGUGGUACACCCGAAACUGAUAGUCUUUCAUAUCCAGGAGUUCCAUAUACUGAAGCGAAUUUCCAUCACCCAGUGUGCGAUGUAAAUGAUUUUAAUAAUGGUACUGAGAUGAGGGUGUGCAGGUUGGUAGGACUUCAAGACUUAAAUCAAACAAUGCCGUAUGUCCGUCAGAAGAUAAUUGGGUACCUGAAUAAGCUUAUUGAUCUUGGUGUAGCUGGAAUCAGAGUGGAUGCAGCAAAACACAUGUGGCCAGCGGAUCUAAAAGAAAUUUACAAGUACCUCAACAAUUUGAACACGAAUUUUGGGUUCCGAAAGAAUUCGAGACCUUACAUUUACCAAGAGGUUGCAAAGGGUGGAGUAAUUACUUAUGAAGAAUACAAAGAUAUGGGAGAUGUUACGGAAUUUACUGCUGGAGACGAAUUAGCACAAAUAUUCACUGGUCGAAAACCAUUGAAGUCUCUAAAGUCUUGGGGUACUACAGCACUAGAUAUGAUGCCGAGUGAAAACGCCGUGGCUUUCGUUGACAAUCACGACACACAGCGAAGUGGCUUUAUAUUGACACAUAGAAAUGCUACACUAUACAAGGCAGCUGUAGCUUUUCUUCUAGCCCAUCCAUAUGGACAGCCUCGGAUUACCAGCAGUUAUUAUUUUACUAGUUUUGAAGAAGGACCUCCUGCUGAUAGUGAAGGAAAUAUUAUAUCUCCUAUUAUAAAUGAGGACGAACUAUGUGAUGGUGGUUGGGUAUGCGAACAUCGCUGGGGCCCCGUCUACAGAAUGGUGGCGUUCAGAAAUGAAGUAAUGAACACAGAAGUUAACUACUGGUGGGACAACGGUAACAACCAAGUUGCGUUCAGUUUGGGGGACAAAGGAUUCAUUGCUUUCAAUACUGAAGGGAGUGAGAUGAAUGCGGAGAUACAGACUGAACUUCCAUCUGGAACCUAUUGUGACAUUAUAUCAGGACAAAAAGAAGGAACAACUUGUACUGGAAGAAAUAUCACCGUAUCAACUACUGGGAAAGUACAAAUAACAUUAUCUGGAGCUGAAGAAGAUUUGUAUCUUGCUAUACAUGUUGGAAAAGAGUCGGCUCUUUAGAUGGUGAUAAGAAGCUAUGAUAUCCUGAAAUCGACAAAAUGCUAGCAGUAAAAGAAGACUCUAAUGUUAUUAAAUACGAUGAUAUUUCAAAAUUGUUAUUUAUCGACCUUUGUCUUAAUAUAUUUUGUAAAUAACGAUUGUUUUUU